This is a messenger RNA of Caenorhabditis auriculariae, 3378 nucleotides long. Lineage: Eukaryota; Metazoa; Nematoda; Chromadorea; Rhabditida; Rhabditidae. The record is from the annotation of a GenBank genome assembly.
AUGCGAUUCUUACUUUUGGUCGCACUCUGCGGCUUGGCAUUUGCCGAAACUUGGAAGACCAUCGAUAUUGACCGAACAAUCGAUGUUUCUUCGCAAAUUGUGAAGAUCACCGCUUUGCACACGUUGGAAAACACUGGAGAUGAAGCGAAAACUGUUCAAAUCGCGCUUUCUGACGAUGAAAACGCCCAUUUGGCGUACCUUAGCGCUCAAAUCGACGGAGUAAAAGGCCGUUUGACUGUGAGCAAAGAUGCUGAGUCGAAGAACGGUUUCAAGGUUAGUUCACCAUUGGGAGAACAUUUUUUUAUUUUUUCUUCUCAGAUUUACACAGUAACUCUCCGCAAUCCCGUUGCUAAAGGAAAACAAAUCAAGCUGAAGGUCAACAAACGUCUGACCGCAGCUUUGAAGCCGUUACCCGCGAAGAUCAGCCAAUUGGAGAACCAGUGAGGAUUUCAAAGUUUUGCGAAUACGGAUAUCAAAUUCAGAUUCGUGGUUUUCUCUGGAAACGCUUAUGUUCCUUCUGUUUACGCUGUUGCCACCCAAAAAACUACCGUGAAAACGACCCCAUCAGGAAAGAUUCUUUCUUCGACCGCCGUAAAUCCACACAAGCAAGAAACUGAACGCGUUUCCUAUGGACCGUAUGAGAAAAUUGCUGCCCUCGAAUCGGUUCGUCAUCUUUUUCAAAAUGAGAGUUAAAUUUGAACAUAUGCAGAAGCCCAUCAAGGUUCACUAUGAAAAUUACUCGCCUUUCGUCGUUGCCACGUUGGUUGAGCGUACGAUUGAAGUUUCUCACUGGGGAAAUAUCGCCGUCGAGGAAUACAUUGAGCUUGUUCACAAAGGAGCCGAGAUGAAGGUAAUUUCUUCAUGCUUUUUUGGAGUUUAGAAGUUUUUUCAGGGAACUUUCUCUCGCUUGGAUUUCCAACAAGAUCGACGAGGACGCCGCCAACCAGCUCUCCAACAGUUCACGGUAUGAUCUUUAUUAUAUUUUUGAUUUUUCUUCUUGUUCGAUUUGUCAAGUAGUGUUUUUUUAUAGCGUCUAUUUCAAACUCGAAAUGGUGACAGAAAUUCUAGUGAUGCUUAUAUGUAGUUAAGAAAACUUUUCAGAUCCCUCAUACUGUAUUUUCUAUUCUUCAAAGUCAGAAGAUUUUUCGAACUAGCUUAGAAGGCUGUCCAAAACAAAACCAUAUUUUUUGAAAAAUCAGAAUAAUUACAUGCUGAAAAAAGUUAACAAAACUACAAUAAAGGAUUAAACUGCACAUUCCGAGAUUUCUCCAUUGAUUGAGUAACCAUUUCAUUUAAUUAUUUCUAGACUGUCCUUCCUGCCACUGCUCGCGAUAUCUAUUAUCGCGAUGAGAUUGGCAACAUUUCCACGUCGGCCGUCCGUGUUCGUGCUGAAUCUGUUGAUGUUGAGAUUCGUCCGAGGUUUUAUUGCAAUUUUAUAGCUCUUUAAUAUUUCCCUCUUCACAGAUUCCCCUUGUUCGGUGGCUGGAAAACGUCCUACGUUUUGGGAUACAACGUUCCAACUUACGAAUAUCUGCACAAUGAGGGCAAUCAGUAUGGCUUGAAAAUGCGUGUUUUGGACCACAUUUUCGAAAACAUUGUCGUGGAGAAACUCGUCACCAAGGUCAUCCUUCCGGAACAUGUCAGGUAAGUUUUUGUGGUUUCUGAGGGAGACAAAGAGAUAGUUGAUAUAAAAAUUGCUUUGGAAAAUAGGUAAAAUGGGCCAGGUAUAUGUUUAUCAAGAAUUCUCGUCAUCAGUUGAUGAUUUUUUUAUUUUUAUUUUUCGAAAAUUGGAAAAAGGUCCCUUAGAGUACGGUUUUGACAAGAGAAAAAAAUUUUUUUCCUGGGAGAAAACUUCCGAAAUUUUUGUACAAUCCUCCUUGAAAUUGUUUGGUUCAAAUAUUUAUGAACGCUUUUUUUUUAUAGAAAAGUGAAGGUUAUCACGCCUUUCCCCAUGGAAAGACUGUCCGAUGAGAUCAAGCCGACUUAUUUGGACACUACUGGACGUCUUGUCGUUAUCGUUCAGAAGGAAAACCUCGUUGCUGAACAUAUUCAGCCAUUCACUGUAUGUACAAUGUCUCUUUUUAUUCUUCAUUGAGUUAUUUCCAGCUGACCUACGAGUUCGAGUUCAAGGAUAUGAUUCGAGAGCCGAUUCUGGCCACAGCCUUCUUCUUCGUUUUAUUCUUGGCCGUCAUCGUCUAUGUUCGCUUCGACUUCAGCAUUGUUUCGGUAGGUUUUUCAAGAUUAUUUCAAUUUUUUUCAUUUGAAACUUUACAUAAGGUUAGUUGAAUUUUCAUCUCAAUAUUUCGAUUUCAACCUUAUUUCGCUGUUUCAUAACUUAUGUUGAGAAUUUUAUAGUUUUUGUUGGUUUCAGGAUCCCCUCUUGGACGCCCGAGAAAAGUUGGAAGGACGUCUCCGAGAACUCGCCAACGCUGUCGAUCGCAAACAGAAACUCUACAGCAAAUUGACCGAAGCUGCAGCUAAUUACAAGCAAUCUCGAGAUUCUUCUCUCCUGGCGGUUUGUUUUAAACGUUUUAAUUUAAAUUUUUUCAUUUGUUACAUGAAUUUCCAAAAGGGAAACUGUUCAGGAAGCCAAGAAAGCUUUCGAAUCCGGAAGAACGACGGCAAAUGAGAAGCUGAGCGCUCUUCUGGCGUCGCUGAAGAAGGAUAAAAAUCUCGCAGGACAAGGUUUGCGUUUUUAUUCUCUUUUGUUCUCUCUCUUUUGUGUAGAUUUUAAAAAUUGUUAAUUGUGUUGUCGCAAUUUUUAGAGGUUCUCGAAGAAAAAUUGAAACAAUUGGAGUGUUUGAUUCAAAACUUGGUCUUUUGAGGGCUUUAUUUUGAACGUCAAUAUUGGAUGAACUUCAAAGAAAUCGGGGAAUUUUCGCUCUAAAUUUGUUGUUUUUCAAAAAACUAGUUCGAAACUACGAAAAUUCCCAUUUUUCUUCUGAAAAAAUGUUAACCUUAUCUUCAGUAUGAAAAUUAAGUUGAUUCAAAAAAGCUGAUAACAAAAAAAUGAAAAGGCCAGCUUCAAAUUUUAAAAAAUCAGCUUCAAAGCAUUUCUUCUUUGAAAAUCGUUAAUUUUAACUAUAUAUGAACCAAAAAUACAUUGAAUUUUUAGUAAUUUUUUUAAUAGAAAAAUUUUUUUCGUUCUUUAUUUUUCGCAGUUGGGAAUUUUAAACGUUUCUUUAAUGUAGAGAAAGAAAUUAUUUCUAGGCCCAAGAACUGCUGAAAUACGACGACGUUGCCGCCAACAACGUUGAAACCUAUGUGAAGGCCGUAGAGAAGAGCCAACAAAAGUCGGCGGGACCUGAAGAAACUCAGUUCACCAAGAAGGUCGAGGAGUCUCGCUACAGAGCGGACAGCAUCCUCGGAUCCCUCUGA